AAAACGGCAUCACGAGACUUCUUCUUAGUCUUCUUCUUCUUCCUCCUCCAUCACCACCUUGCCACAUCUUCAUCAUGCUGCAGCAACGGAUAGCGCGCUCUCUCCAGACCCUUGCACGACCGUCGCAAUCCUCUCGAAUCGCCAGAACAGCUACCACGACGCCCUGGCGAUCCUCAUACAAAGCCCCCGCAGUCGCAUCACAAAGCAUCGCCGCGCGAAGAUGCUACUCGUCCGCCAAAGAGGAAUCCGACAAGAAGCAGGAGCAGAUCCUCAAGGAGGAAGGCAAGGGCACACAGGAUACCGCCACUGAGGGCGCCGCCGCCGCCGCAAAGGAGGAGAAUCCUCUGCAGAAAGAGCUCGAGGCCGUCAAGAAGGAGAAUUUGGAUAUUACUGAUCGUCUAAAACGCCAGAUCGCCGAAUACCGCAACCUCCAAGAACAAACCAAACGCGAAGUCAAGGCCGCCAAAGACUUCGCGCUGCAACGAUUUGCCAAAGACCUUCUGGACAGUGUGGACAACCUCGAUCGCGCCCUGGAGAAUGUGCCCAAGGAUAAACUCACGCCUGAAAACCAGGAUCUGGUUAAUUUACAUGAUGGGUUGAAGAUGACGGAUGAGAUUCUGGUGAAGACGUUGAAGAGACAUGGAAUGGAGAGGAUCGAUCCCAGCGUGGAAGGAGAGGUGUUCAACCCCAAUUUGCACGAGGCGACGUUCCAAGCCCCUCAGCCAGAUAAGAAGGACGGGACGGUGUUCUUCACCCAGCAGAAGGGAUUUAUGUACAACGGGAGGGUUCUCAGGGCGGCCAAGGUUGGUGUGGUGAGAAAUUCAUGAGUGCACGCACACCCUUCUCCCUUCCACCCGGUGUUGGAACUGGAUUCAUUUUCACAGAAGCCAUGUCUACCUAACAAUGUUCAUAUAAAGGUGACAUACACCGGCCAGAGAGCGGCUGGUCCUGUAUAAUCAAAUCUCCCCUCCGGAUGCUGGGAUGAUGGAAAAUCAAAUAAAAGCAUAGCAUCGAGCGAUGUACUCUAUAGCCUGUAUGAAUAUAAGAUGUCCAC
This is a messenger RNA of Sphaerulina musiva SO2202, 1054 nucleotides long. RefSeq names its product GrpE-domain-containing protein. Lineage: Eukaryota; Fungi; Ascomycota; Dothideomycetes; Mycosphaerellales; Mycosphaerellaceae. The record is from RefSeq and is a predicted model, not a curated record. Gene Ontology annotation, cellular component: PAM complex, Tim23 associated import motor. Bases 75 to 827 code for a protein of 250 amino acids. Gene Ontology annotation, biological process: protein folding; protein import into mitochondrial matrix. Gene Ontology annotation, molecular function: adenyl-nucleotide exchange factor activity; protein-folding chaperone binding; protein homodimerization activity. The transcript has 2 exons.